CUUAGGGCCGUGUUCACCCCUGAGGCUGUUCGGUAAAGCUAGCUCCGGCAAACUCCCGCCAUUGUAAAAUUCACAGGAAGUUCGGCCGCAUUGCCAUCUCACAGCAUUCCACAGAGAUACCUUCCUUGAGGAUCAUUGUUGCUGUGUUGCCUUCGCGCGUGACUGGAAAAGGGGCGGCCAUUUCAGUUUUAUCUUGCCUGGUUCAAUCAGAUCUCAUACUUGCGUAAGGAGUGCAGGCUGCUGGGCAGAGACAGCAUGUCUUCAAAUGGACUUCACCUUUGUGAUGGCUGCCACUCUAUUUCCCCCGAAGGCUCACACCAACUGCAACGGUGCGGGAAGUGUAAAUGCAUCCUGUAUUGCAGCGUUGAGUGCCAGAAACGGGACUCACAAGGCCGAGUGCAGCAAGCGCGUAUCAGACGUCGCCACCUGGCGCAUGCGGGACUGCCUGAGAUUGAUCACCGCAAUGGCUAGUAGAGCCCCGAACCCCGACACUCUGCGGAGGCUUGUCCCCACAUUGCGAAGGCUCCGUUAUUUGCUGGAAUGCGAAGGAGGGCGGGAACGAGGGCGACAUCGGGCUGCAAUUACACCAGCUGAGCUACCUAAUGAAGUUGGAAACGUUGCUCGAGGCGCCGGGGUUUGAGCGAUGGCUGCUGAGUCAGGAGCUCAUUUCGCCGCGUGCCAAGCUAUACGCCCUCGAGACGGUCGGCCAGAGCCGCAACGACUACGACUACGAGCGCGAGUCUUGGGCGGAGGACGACCUCAGCGCUUAUCAGUUCUGCUUCUUGUACGCAAAUCUUCUGAAGCAGGCGGCAACCGCCGCGUCGUCCGCGGAACUGCAAGCAAAGGCGCUGCAGCUAUUAUUUGACCACCAUGCAAACAGGAAAGCACGCGACUGCACGGGCGACGCCUACGCGCAGCCGCUGUCCGAGCUGCUCAAGCUGGCAAAACUAGACGCGCCGCUAAAAGCGCGCAUUGUCGCGUGCAAGACGCUGGGCGCCUUAGCUGAGGAGAGUCAGGAGGGGGUCGUAUACGCAGGGGACGCAUCGAACUUCAUCCUGUCGUUAGGGCGGGAGGACUGGGCGAGCCAACCGUUCGAGGAGCUCGAGAGGGCCGGCAAAGCCGUGUUCAUCAAGAUGGCGGACGGCCACCUGACCGGUCGCUUCGGUGAAGAGAUGGACGAAGCGGGGCUGGCGCUCGCGCACAAAAAGUCCGCCGCUUGGGCCGCGGCCGUCGGCAAGGCGCGCAUGCGCGAGCUGGCGACUAGGAUGGGGGACCGAAUGCUCGCGGAGUACUGCGCGGACGAGUUCAUGUGCUACGUCAAGAAGCACGUUGAUUGGGGGAAGGACGACGCGGAAGAAGAGUUUGGGGAGACGUACGCGAAGCUGCUGAAACAGUGGGUGGCACUGGACUAUCGGAGUCCGGAGAAGGAGGCGGCGCGGUGGGAAGCGGCGAGCGACGAGUAUCGAAAGGACAUCACAGACAGAAAGGAGAAGAAAGCUGCGGAGGCGAAGGCUGCGGAGGCGAAGGCCGCCGCCGAGGCUGGGUCUUGAGCUUUUUCGAAGUCGAAGCGGGGAGUUGAGGCGUUAGUGUUGGAGUCAUCUGAACAAGCAUGCCAGCACGUAGGUGGUCUGACUGUACGGGAACGGACAAAGUGUUGGUGGACAACAGUCUGCGCAAGAAUUGCCUCUAACUAGAUAAUGUUCGCAGAGAACGACCGUCGUGGUGCUGAGUCUACCAAGGCAUGCAAACUACUUGAGACCACCUCUCUUCUGAUAUUGCCCGAAG
Molecule: messenger RNA, 1785 nt
Organism: Klebsormidium nitens
Lineage: Eukaryota; Viridiplantae; Streptophyta; Klebsormidiophyceae; Klebsormidiales; Klebsormidiaceae
Source: the annotation of a GenBank genome assembly